CGGGUACGGGUCCCAAAAAAUGGACCCGCGCUGUGACCAAAGGGAACCCAAGCUGUGACUGCAGAAUGCAAUUAGGCUUCCCAGCAUGGCACCACAGUAUGCAGCCUGCUCUCGCUCCUGCACAAGCAUGAAACACAUUCAGGUAUGCCGAUGCACCGUAACAUUGCUGCUACCCCAAAUAUCCAAGGAACCUUAGGGCACAUUGACAAGACGAGGCCUGACACCGCAGAACCCCAUCACUGUUUAUGUCCCAUGUCAUCCAAAUGCAAACAGAAACACGGGAUGGCACACAUUAAGGCCCAGCCACCAUCAUCUCUGUGUGACUCUUCUUUCCCUCCUGUGAUAACCCCUUCUGUCACAAGUACCAGUCAGAUGAGUCUCCAAAUCUCCCUGAACGGGUCUGCCAAGGAAUUAACCAUGAAUAAUAAUCCAAUUGAUCUCCUGGUGGAUUCUGCUUCCCCUGUUACUACACCAGGCAUUGGAACUGAAGAUGGGAAAGCGAAGGUCUUGGAAGGUAGCAUUACACCAACGGUGGAACUGAACGGGCUUGCCAUGCGUAGAGGGGAGCCUGCCAUCUACAGGUCUAUGGAUCCAAAACCACUACCCAACCACCGAGCUAACUAUAAUUAUCGUGGGAUGUACCAUCAAAGAAACCUGUGCCCCUUCACACUCAAUUCCGAGCAAUUGUACCCAGAGUGCAAAGGAAAAAAGAUACAACUGAAGGAUUUAAGGAUUUGCAUAGACCGUCUAAAGCAAUAUCCGCUGAGAAGAAAAAGACAGAGAAGUCCAGAGGAGAACCCAGCUGCAGGAGAAAAGAUAAAGCUGAAGGAUUUAAGGAUUUGCAUAGAACGACUAAAGCAAUAUCCGAUGAGAAGCAAACGACUGAAAGGUCCGGAGGAGAACCCAGCUGCAGAAGAAAAGAUUACAACUAAAGAAAUAGAGACGAAUAAACAAAUUGACAGAGAUGUGGAUCGAAAGCAAUAUCCACUGCGAAGGAAAAGACCAAGAAGUCCAGAGCAGAGUCCAGAGCAGAGCCCAGCUGGAGGAAAAGAGAAGGUUAGAGAGGACGCCAAAACAUCGGAGUACCUCGAUAUUGAAAAUUACAGCCUUAUUAAAGAACUAGGACAAGGCAACUUCGGCAAGGUGGUGUUGGCAUCGUUUAAAAUCAAGAACCAACUAACUGCAAUCAAGAUCAUUGAAAAGCAGCGGGAGGAAGAUUUUGAAUAUGUCAGACGAGAGGCAUCGGUUCUCCAGAUUGCUAGCAGAAGCCCAUUUCUAUGCCGGGCAAUGGCAACAUUCCAAACUAAGUCACUAAUCCUGCUAGCCCUGGAGUACGUCAAUGGCGGAACACUGGAGAACAUCAUCGAGGACCGAGGACGUCUGAGUAACAAGCAAGUGCUGUUUUAUGCUUCAGAAUUAGUGGUGGGUAUUCAGUUCCUGCACGAGAACGGGAUCGUUCAUCGUGACCUCAAACCAGAGAACAUAUUGGUGGAUGAACAGGGCCAUGUGAAGAUCGGUGAUUUUGGCCUUGUCUGCACCGGUAUGUAUGGAGCAAACACACGGUGUGGCUAUUAUGGAACACCAGGAUACACGGCACCACAGGUUUUAUUAGAGGAGCCAUACGACGCUGGAGCUGACUGGUGGUCUUUCGGAGUCAUCUUGUACGAAAUGGCCACCAAUAGGUUACCAUUCUCACCGAAGGGAAACUUGAAACAACAGGUAGAAAGCGUCAUCAACAGAGAGCCUGAAUAUCCAGACUCCCUUUCUACCAAACUGCGUGACCUCAUAAAACAGCUCUUGAAGAAGAAGGCCAACCAACGCCUUGGGGUGAAUGGCAACAUCCGGGAUCACCCAUUUUUUUCAACUGUCGAUUGGUCAAACGUGGAGAAAAGAACAUUAAAGCCUCCUAUAAAACAAGUCAUGUAA
Messenger RNA from Xenopus laevis (African clawed frog), 1926 nucleotides. RefSeq names its product protein kinase C delta type-like. The transcript is spliced from 14 exons. The record is from RefSeq and is a predicted model, not a curated record. Lineage: Eukaryota; Metazoa; Chordata; Amphibia; Anura; Pipidae. Bases 145 to 1926 code for a protein of 593 amino acids.